This is a messenger RNA of Punica granatum (pomegranate), 942 nucleotides long. Lineage: Eukaryota; Viridiplantae; Streptophyta; Magnoliopsida; Myrtales; Lythraceae. The record is from RefSeq and is a predicted model, not a curated record.
GUGGCUGCCGUUUACUGCUGGUCUUUGUAUACUUCUAUUCGGCUGGUGAAUGUUCACCCAGAUAGAGCAGAAGGACCAAGCGGACUCCCAUCAUCAAUGGCGUCUCUUCUCAGUCCGUCGGCCCCUGUUUCCCUCCGUAGCAAGCUGUACCGUAUGCUUUUGCCCUUCGAAAACCAACCAUCGAUUUGCAAUUGGCAAGAAUUGGCCUUUACGCGUGAAUCUCUGUAAUGUUAGUGCUCUGUCUGCCCCUCUGCCACAAGCUAGAGUCUUCCCGAAAGACGGAAGAGGAAGGAGUGGUUUCGUGUUGAAAGCUCAGGCGUCUGUUGAAGGGGACACACUGAUGAAGGAAGCAGAAUCUGUUAGUAGUACCAAAAAUGAUAUUGGGGUCCUCUGUCUUCAUCACGUCGGGAUUCUGUGCGAGAAUCUCGAAAGAUCACUUGAUUUCUAUCAGAAUCUGCUCGGUCUCGAAAUAAAUGAGGCGCGUCCAAACGAGAAGCUCCCAUAUCGGGGUGCUUGGCUUUGGGUGGGUAACGAGAUGAUUCAUCUAAUGGAGCUACCGAAUCCCGACCCCUUAACUGGAAGACCUCAACAUGGGGGCUUGGAUCGUCACACUUGUAUUGCCAUUAAAGAUGUGUAUAAGCUGAAAGCUAUUCUUGAUAAAGCAGGGAUCCCAUACACGAUGAGCCGAUCAGGAAGGGCAGCGCUCUUUACCCGUGACCCCGAUGCAAAUGCUCUCGAGUUUGUGCAGGUCGAUAGCUAGAAAUUUUCCGUAGCAAAGCACAUGUAUACAUCCUCAUAUAGUGAAGGUCAUAUUGCAGUAGUUCGUGUAGCUCUUGACCUAUAAUGUUACAAAUAUUUGUACAUAAUUCUAUCUGCUAGUUGCGGUUCCAAGACGUAAAAUCGAGUUUCACAUAAAUAAUGGAAUCUCGCCUUAAUCGUACA